AUGCAACCUCCGGUGGUAAAUAUGACUGACUGCUCUUUCUUCUUACGCACUUUUAAGCAAAGUAAAGCAGCGGUUCGGCUGAAAGAAGACAUGAAAAAGAUAGUGGCGGUGCCACUAAAUGAGCAGAGGGAUUCUACCUGUGUAAAGUUAUUUGGAGUGAGUCUUCAAGAACUUCAUCAGCACGGGCUCACUGAGAAUGGUAUUCCAGCUAUAGUGUGGAACAUAGUUGAGUACUUGACACAGCAUGGACUCACCCACGAAGGGCUUUUUAGGGUGAAUGGUAAUGUGAAGGUAGUGACACAACUUCGACUGAAGUAUGAGAGUGGAGUGCACGUGGAGCUUGAGAAAGAUGGAGAUGUCUCCUCAGCAGCCAGUCUGUUGAAGCUCUUCCUGAGAGAACUUCCAGAGAGAGUGAUCACUUCAGCAUUACAUCCUCGAUUCCUUCAGCUGUUUCAGGAUGGCAGAAAUGAUGCUCAGGAAGAUAGCUUGAGAGACUUAAUAAAAGAGCUGCCUGAUGCCCACUACUGCCUCCUGAAGCACCUAUGCCAGUUCUUGACAAAAGUGGCCAAGCAUCAUGUGCAAAAUCGCAUGAAUAUUCACAAUCUCGCCACUGUAUUUGGGCCAAAUUGCUUUCAGUAA
Orycteropus afer afer is the source of this 639-nucleotide messenger RNA. The record is from RefSeq and is a predicted model, not a curated record. NCBI's taxonomy places the organism in Eukaryota, Metazoa, Chordata, Mammalia, Tubulidentata, Orycteropodidae.